AAGGACUUCCUAUGUAGACCAGGCUGCCCUGGAACUCCUAGAGAUCUACCUGCUUCUGCCCUCCAGGUGCUGGGACUAAAGGCAUGUGGCAUCACACCCAAGCCAAAAUAACUUUCAUUGAAUUUUUUAAAUUAAAUGUAUUUAUUUUGUUUGUUAUGUAUAUAGACAUAUAUGGCACAAUACACCAAAGUUUCUAUGCAGAGGUCAGAGGGCAAGCUCUGGAGUUGGUUCCUUCCUUCCACCAUGUGAGUUGGGGGGGGUAGGCAUCAGCUCAAGCAGAGAGGCUUUGUCAAUGUGCCUUCACCCAUUGAGCCAUAGAACCUGCCCUGAACUCUCUUUUUGAAACGUUUUGUAUUGCCAUAUAGUAAUUAUAUAUGAUAUUGGGUUUCAUUACAUUUUCAUACUUUUUUAAAAAUAUUAAAGAGCUGUGGGGUUGGAGAGGUGGCUCAGUGGGUAAAAGCUCUUGUCUUGGAAGCAUGAGGACAUGAGUUUGAAUCCCCAGAACCUGCAUUAAACCAUAUGCAUAGUAAGAAUGUCUGUAGUCCCAGCAUUCCAAUGGGAGAUGGGAGCUAGAGAUGGGAGAAUCCCCAGAAGCUCAUAGGCCAGCUAGCAUGGCAUACAUAGCAGAAAAACAACCAAGAUACCCAGUCUCAACCGAGGAGGGAAGCAGGAACUGAGGCUGUCCUCUGACCUCCACAUGUGCACCGUGGCGUGUAUGCACCCACACUCACAGGGGCAUUCCUACACACAAAUUCCCCAAACGUUAGAAAGUUGUGUGGGAGAAAGGACUUCUAGGGCACUUACCAGGGUCAUGUAUGUCUCAGAUUGUCAUAGCGGGGUGUGUGACGGAUCCGUGGAAAGAAGACUCAGAGGCACCUUAAGAGUGAAUCUAGUCUUUCCUGGCUGCAAGGGGGUCCUGCCUUGGCGGACUGAAGCACUUUCCUUUCACCCAGGGCAUUUUUAUUUUCUAUUUACAGUUUAGCCAGUUAAUUUUCAUAUGCUCAAAGCAACCUGAAAGAAGCUCCCAAAGAUAAAAUGCCAAGUGCAAAUUCCUUGAUUUCUCAGGUACCACGGUUUUCCCGGUUUCCUGAACCAAGUUUUGCAUAGGCCUUUGAUCCUUGGGAGACUCUCAGACAAGAUUCACAUAGGGCGAUAAGAGAAACAAAAGGUGUGGGUUAAACAAAGGGUGGAUUAGGGCUAGGUGCUGCUCUCUGGAGCCCAGGCUAGGAGUAGCUCAGCAGGAACGCCGCCACACAUACAUUUGCUAGGUAAGCACUUAGCACUGAGCUAAGAGCGGCCGGUUUCAGUCAUAAUGGCUAUUGUUCCCAUGCUUACUAGGAAAAAGCAUUUAAAAUCUGUUUUGUCAAAUCUAGUUAUGUAUAGUGGGUUAGACCCUGAGAGACAAACACAAAACUUACGGCUGAUGGGGAAAGGUAUGUGGUCCAGAGCAGAGCUAGGAAACAUUUCUUUCAUAUUGAUAUAGAUUUGGUCUUUGGAUGGAAAAAGAGAAGAGGUGUGGGUGUUGUGUUUUCGGUCCGGGCUCGAGGGAAGCUGCUCAUUUCCCUCUGCCUACGAAUCUCCUACAAGAAUUUGCAGUAUUGGAAGGAAAAUGAGAAUGGAACUGGUCCCCGACCCCACUUGAAGAACAGGCAUGAAUGGUCAGGAGUGUGGCAUUCAUGGAAGCAGAGACAGGGUGGGUUUUGAGGCAUGUGACCUUAGGUCAGAAAGCAGGCAGAUUGAUUCCUGGCCCUGGUAUUGUCCUUCAGCUCUUUCCUCUUCAAAAGUCCCUUCCUUUCCUGACAAGGACAGCCUGGGGCAAGAGAUGUUGGCUGCUGCACUUCUGAAGGCCAAGUCCCAGGAUUUGGUAACAUUUGAGGAUGUAGCUGUGUACUUCAUCUGGAAAGAGUGGAAGCGUCUGGAACCUGCACAGAGGGACCUCUACAGGGAUGUGAUGCUGGAGAACUAUGGGAAUGUGUUCUCACUGGAUGGUGAGUCCAAAACUGGAAAUGACCAAAUACUCUCUGAAGGCAUGGGGUCACAUGAGAUGAUACUGGGACGAUUGCAAACGGAUGUUUCUCAGGGUCUUAAGUUUGAAGAAGCCUAUGAACAAGAAGUCAGUCUGAAGAGACAGCUAGGGAACUCCUCUGUUGGAAGACUGAAUAGGAAAAUACAGGAGUUUCACCAAAUGACAGUUGAGGAAAAGCUCACCCACAUGGGACAAAGAAAUGAGAAGUAUAAUGAGUUUGGGAACAGUUUCACCAUGAACUCCAAACUUAUUUCACAUCAGAGAUUUCCCAUGGGAGACAGACCCCAUAAGUGUGAUGAAUGUAGCAAGAGUUUUAAUCGAACUUCAGACCUUAUUCAACAUCAGAGAAUUCACACUGGGGAAAAACCAUACGAAUGUAGUGAAUGUGGAAAGGCCUUCAGCCAGAGCGCACAUCUUAUUCAGCACCAGAGAAUCCACACUGGAGAGAAGCCCUAUGAAUGUAAGGAUUGUGGGAAGACCUUCAGUUGUAGCUCUGCUCUCAUCCUACACCAGAGAAUCCACACUGGGGAGAAACCUUAUGAAUGUAACGAAUGUGGAAAAACAUUUAGCUGGAGCUCCACUCUUACUCACCAUCAGAGAAUCCACACUGGCGAGAAGCCCUAUGCUUGCAACGAAUGUGGGAAGGCUUUCAGUAGGAGCUCCACCCUUAUUCAUCAUCAGAGAAUCCACACUGGAGAGAAACCCUAUGAAUGUAAUGAGUGUGGGAAAGCCUUCAGCCAGAGCUCACACCUCUAUCAGCACCAGAGAAUCCACACUGGAGAGAAGCCCUAUGAAUGUAUGGAAUGUGGAGGGAAGUUUACCUACAGUUCAGGCCUUAUUCAGCAUCAAAGAAUCCACACAGGGGAAAAUCCCUAUGAAUGUAGUGAAUGUGGGAAAGCCUUCAGGUAUAGCUCAGCUCUUGUUCGCCAUCAGAGGAUUCACACUGGAGAGAAGCCUUUGAAUGUAAUGGGUGUAAGCAGAAAUUCCGGAGUUUCUGCUGAAUUAAACAUCAGAGAAUCCACAUGAGAGAGCCAUAUGCCAUUUUCCUCACUCCCUGAGUCUAAAGAGCUCUUGCCUUACUUUAUAUAUAGGGCCAAUUUAGAAUGUAUCCCACCUCCAACCUUUCACUCAGAGAGUGGGGCGGAUUAGGAAAAACAUCCUGGCACAGUGAUCAGCAGGAUUUCCCAGGAAUGGAUACCAGUCUUGAAAAAUUGUGAGGCAAGUAGCAAAUUAAGCACUGGGAAAAGAAGGAAGCUUGGGGACCAGUCACCCCUUUCGGGGAAGGGGUUUGCACUAAACCAAUUUUCUCACACCAGAAGAGCCUUUCUUUCCAAGGUGGGGAUGGAAGCUUAUUAGCAACAAAAUUCCAAGGAUUCCACUAGUUGGAGUCAGUCCGGUAAGCACAACAGGCAGAGGGAAGAAUAUUCUGGGUCAUCAUAAGUUCUGGGAAGGGAAACAAGCUGUAUUUCUUUCUUUCUUUUUUGAGACAGGUCUUACUGUGUAGCCCUGGCUGUUCUUGAACUCACUGUGUAGACCAGUGAGCUACACAGAACUCUCUGGCCUUGAACUCAGAGAGACCUACAUGCUUUUGCCUCCUAAGUGCUGGGAUUAAAGGCAUAUUCAACCAUGCCAGGCCCCCAGAGGCUGCAUUUCAAAGCCAUUCUUCUAAUCCAGCUUUAAGAUUGGACAAGGAAUAUGCUGCUUUGGCAUAUGAAUCAUGGAUUCAGGAAACUUGGUGCUGAUGGGUUCAUUUUAUUGGGGGAGGGGGGACCCCAGCUAGGGUUUCUGUAGUGACUAUCCUCGGAGCUCUUGGAGCAGUGAUAACAUGUUUUCAAGAGCAGUCUGGCAAUACUGUAGGCAGACCCCACAUCCUCCCUUGUAACAGGACUGACUGGAAAUCUCAUCGGAGCAGUAAAUAACCUGAGGUAGAUCAGCAUUUACUACUGGCCUGACUCCUGUUCUCUCUUCUUCCUGUUCCUGUGGUAAAAGGUAAUUUGAUAUCAACCUCUAGUUAUUAAGGAUGCUGUCAGGGAACUCACCUACCCAGCUUGUCCUACCCUCACCUCUAACAUCUGGCCCCAGCAGCUGGACCUCUCUGGAGUACAUCUGACUUCAGCUACUUCGGAGUACAUAAACAGUAAAGCCAGAGAGGCACUGAGACCCAAGCUUGGCAGCUGGGCUCCUUGCUGUGUAUGGGUUGUGCUCCAACCAACAGAUGACUUUCCUUAUUUCUCCAACCCUGCUCAUCCUGUAGCUUAAAGGAAAUACACUGUUAAACAGAAUAGUUUUUUCAGAAGGGGAGAUGUAGUGUGCAUUUGUAUAGGAAUCAAAGUUUUGUCAGUUAAAACAGCACAGUCACUAUAAAUGGAAUCCAAAAGUAUACUCUGAAAUUUGUCUUUGAUAACCAUUUUUGGGUCACAAAUGUGAGGUUUUCCUGUCCCACAUAGCCCUCUCAAACUCUUGCAGACAUUAUUGCAGACCAUAUAAACAUGUGCAGCUAUUCCCACCUUCAUACCAAAUUAGAAUUUUGUGAUCUGUAGAUCAUUUUGUGUGGUAGACUGAUGACGAAAACUAAAGGUGUGUUUGGCUCUUUUGUAGCAAUGGGCAUAUCUCUCUGUUUUGGUUUGGUGUUGGUAGGGUAUUAUGGCCAUGGAGAAUGGUAGGCUGGGAAUGGGAUGAAGAGGUUAACAUUAAGAUGGCUAUGAACACCCAGCACUUACGAGGCAGAGGCAGGAGGAUCUCUGUGAGUUCAAGGACAACCUGAUCUACAGAGCUAGUUCUAGGACAGCCAAGGCUACACAAACCCUGUCUUGAAAAACCAAAAAACAAACAAAAAUGGCCACGAACUCAUAUUUUUUUUGGGGGGGGGUAGAGUAUGGUAAUGGAUCAUCUAUUAUGUGUCUUUAAUUUCACAAAUCUUUGGAACUGAUCAUUUUUGGCUCCUUUAACACUUAUUGCCAGGCCUGAUGGUUCAAGCCUCUAAUCUCAGCUACUUGACCGGUUGAUAGAGGAGGAUCACAAGUUCCAGGCCUGCCUGCACUAUGAAGUGAGUUUAAGGCCAGCUUGGACAAGUUAGUAAGGAGUCUAUUCCAUUGUUUGUCUUUCUAAUUACUGGAAAUUAAGCUGAGCCUCAUCAGUUAUACAACUGGCUUCUAGUUCUGCCUUUUCAAGCAGGACAUAAUUUUUUUAUCAAAUAAAACUUUGAAGAACAUUUUUUCUUUCUUUUUUUGAUACAGGGUUUGUCUGUGUAACCCUCUCUGUCUGGGAACUCGCUUUGUAGACCAGGCUGGCCUCGAACUCACAGAGAUCUGUCUGCUUCUGCCUGCUGAGUGAUUGGGUUAAAAGUGUGCUUGAAGAACAUUUUCAUUCUGCAAAAGAAGUUGUUUUAUUCACCUCUGCUGGGGAUCAUAUCCAGCAUUCCUUUUGUGCUGGGUAAGAACUAAGUACCUCAGCCUAGAUUUUUUUUGUAUGUUGUCAGCCUAAAUUCAUUUUUGGUAUGUUUAUGCAUGCAUACAUGUGCCAUGGAAUGCACAUGGAGGUCAGAAGCCAACUUGCAGGAGUUGGUUCUCUUGCAGUGUGGGUCCCAGGGAUGAAAUCAAGGUCACCGGGCCUGACAAGGGCAAGUGCCAUUACCUGUGGAGCCAUCUCUCUGACCGAGGAAUUUUUACUUUAUUUACUUUUGUGGUUUAUUUUUGACCCAGGACUGACCUGAACUGAUCCUCCUGUGUCUACCUCCCAAAUGCUGGAAUUACAAGCAUAUGCUGCCUUUCAUCUCCAGUGACAUCUUUGAGAUCCAAUUCAAAUGAUUCUGGGAAAGUAUGUUAUGUAAUAAAGUUUCUAACUGAGCACAGA
Molecule: messenger RNA, 5878 nt
Organism: Peromyscus maniculatus bairdii (prairie deer mouse)
Lineage: Eukaryota; Metazoa; Chordata; Mammalia; Rodentia; Cricetidae
Gene: Znf3
Product: zinc finger protein 3
Biological process (GO): regulation of transcription by RNA polymerase II; embryo development
Cellular component (GO): nucleus
Molecular function (GO): DNA-binding transcription factor activity, RNA polymerase II-specific; RNA polymerase II cis-regulatory region sequence-specific DNA binding
Source: RefSeq, a predicted model, not a curated record